GCGCGAAAGGAGACCAUUGAGGGAGCCUGCAUCCUGUCUUUCAUUGGAGCUGCAAUUUCGGCAGGGGCGGAAAGGCUAUGGCGGUUAGUCUUGGGCAAAGUCCUCCAAGGCAUCGGAGUAUCAAUUUCCUCCAUUGUCUACCCCGUUCCCGCCAUUUUACCCCGGAAAUGGCGACCGAUGGCGCAAGCUUCUAUUGUAGCUAGAGCUGCACUCUCUUGCAUGGUCGUCCCUUUGAGCCUCGGCGGUCUCAAGAGAGACGCCCAUACUGGUUGGCGCAACUGGUUUGUACGUUUACCCUCAUACCUGGUUGGCUUUCUGUUGGGCUUUGACGCUGAUCUUGUCCCGUGGUUCCAACCUGCUCUCUGGGGAGCGUCGACAAUCACUUUUAUCGUCGGGUAUCGCCCGCCCAUGAGACAUACUCGCUAUGACAAUUAUAGCGUCUUGAAGAAGAUCGCGACUCUUGAUCUG
This is a messenger RNA of Exophiala aquamarina CBS 119918, 468 nucleotides long. RefSeq lists its product as uncharacterized. The record is from RefSeq and is a predicted model, not a curated record. Gene Ontology annotation, biological process: transmembrane transport. Gene Ontology annotation, molecular function: transmembrane transporter activity. NCBI's taxonomy places the organism in Eukaryota, Fungi, Ascomycota, Eurotiomycetes, Chaetothyriales, Herpotrichiellaceae. The transcript has 2 exons. The annotation marks the transcript as partial. Gene Ontology annotation, cellular component: membrane.